ACACACACACACACUCAGUAGCUCCGUUCCUCCGUUCGCGAGUAACCGUGAAGGAGGAGGCGAGCGCGAUCAGACCUCCAGGUGUGUGUAGAUGCGCGCGCGCGCGUGUGUGUGUGUGUGUGUUCCAGUCACACCUGGUUGCAUCAUGUGAUCAGAUACCUGGGCGUGGAGCGAGCGUUCAGUGUGUUAUUCGUUAACGGGAAUCCCGGAACCGCAGAUCUCUGUCUCUACACGCGUGAGUGACAUGUGAACUUUCCGUGCACCGGGAAUCUAUUCCUCUCAGUCUGAAGGGAAUCCGUGGUCUGGACGCUGCAACUACUGCCAAGGUUUUCCCACUCAUCUUCAUCUGGGGCAGCAGACUGUAAGAUAUCUCGAGACCAAACGAUAGGAGGACAGGACAGAGGACAACACAAGCUGGACCACGUCUCCACCUGAGCUCUGUUUUAAUGCACCAAGUAAGUUGCUUCAACCCUUUAUAACACCGCAAACAGCCUGCAGAGUCGUGGAGGUUGAACAGACAGACAUCUCACUCUUAUGUCAAGCAUCAAUUAAAGCAAUUUUCGCCUUGGAACAAUGGCCACCUGGUUACCAGCUGUCCUACUGGUGCUACAAGUAACCACUGCAUCUUCUGAAGAGCCCAUACUGGAGUUUUCCACCGAUACACCCAUCAAUAAUGUGGCACAGGACCCGCAGACUGGCCGUAUUUACCUGGGUGCUGUCAAUGCCAUUUAUCAGUUGAACUCUUCAUUGUAUCUUGAGGCCAGAGCUGAAACGGGGCCCAAGAAAGAUGCGAGGGGUUGUACCCCUCCGGUGUCUACUUGUCAGGACUUGAAAGACACCAACAACACCAAUAAACUCUUGCUGGUUCAUUCGGAUAAUGGGUCGCUGAUAGUCUGUGGAAGCUUAUACAGAGGAAUCUGCUCUCUACUCAACCUCACUAACGUCAAAGAGCAGAUAUACUACAGCGACAGCAAAGGAGAGCGGACCUAUGCCACCAGCACAGAAGAGCACGUUUCCGUGGUAGGAGUCAUGGCCGUGCUUGAAAUUGACAAUAAACCAUUCAGCGUCUUUUUAGUCGGGAAGGGCUAUGGAAGCAUGGAUAGCUCCAAACUCAUCAGCACCAGAAUCGUGCAGAACUACCGUGACUGGGUCGUGUUUGAGAGCAUCAUCGAGGCGUCUACGGUCCAGGCGGUUCCCUUCGUGCCCAAGUAUCUUCACGACUUCCGCUUCGCCUUCAAAAAUGACAACUUUGUCUACUUUCUCUUUUCACGCACUCUCGGCAGAACAGACAACAAGAACUUUACUUUCGUUUCGCGCCUCUGCGAGAACGACAAUCACUAUUAUUCGUACACGGAGCUUCAGCUUAGUUGUGGUGUGAAGAAUCGUUACAAUAAAGUCCUGGCUGCAUAUUUGACAGACCCGGGGAAAGAGCUGGCCCAGGCCAUGUCUGAUUCCGGAGAGUACGGGAAUGUCCGGGAAUGGGAUAAAGUCUUGUUUGUGGUGGCUAGCUCGGAGGAAGGGGCCACCGAAUCAGCUCUGUGUAUGUAUCCCCUUAAAAACAUCAACCAAAAACUCUUGGCCAUCGUUACCGCAUGCUACACGAACAAUGGCAAGAUUGACGAAAGAUUAGUUGUGGAGAGUCCCUAUACGUCGAGUAAAGAUGAGCCGUGUGUCAAACAUGAUAAAGACAUAUUGAACCAGAACAAGUGCGGAGCAGAUUUUCUCCCGUCUCCAUUGGCCAGUCGACAGGAGUUUGCCUUGAAGGCCAAUCCGGUCUUCAUCAGGAAGAACCUGCUGACCGCAGUGGCCGUGGCUGUCGAGAAUGAUCAUACCAUUGCUUUUCUGGGACACAAUGCCGGAGAGGUGAUCAAGGUACAUUUGUCAAGCCAUCCAGAGGCGUACAACCCCGGUCCAGGCUACAAAACCAGCGGCUACAUAAAUAAGAACCUUUUCUUUGACAAAGACCAGGCACACUUGUACAUCACCACUGAGAAAAAGAUCACAAAGGUGCCCGUACAGGCCUGCCAUCUGAAGUCAGACUGCCAGUCGUGUGUCGCUCAGAGAGAUCCGUACUGUGGCUGGUGUGUCCUGGAGGGAAGAUGUACCAGGAGAUCGGAGUGCAGUCGCGCGGAGGAAAAGAACGGUUGGCUGUGGAGUCCGAUCCAACAGUGUGUGAAAAUCGUCUCUUUCCACCCGCCAAAUCUCAGCUGCUUGAAGUCCCAGCAGGUUGAGAUAAACGUCCGAGCGCUGCCGGUCCUCAGAGAUUCAGACCGUAUCCACUGCACCUUUGGCUCUUAUCAGAGCGUCGCCAAGAUGGUGGACGGCCGAAUCAGUUGCCGCUUACCUGAACAGCAUCUUAUACCAGCGACACCUGCGCACCAGGAUUUCGUGGCGGUUCCGGUCCACAUCUUUGUGAACGGUAGCGUGGAGGUGGCGUCCAGCGAGUACAAGUUCUACAACUGUGCAGCGACAGUCCGGAAAGCAGAAAAUACACCAUGCACUUCCUGUGUAAGCAGCGCUUGGGGAUGCCAGUGGAACAUUGUGGCUCAUACCUGCACGGAUCUGAGCGAUGCAGAAACUGGCGCCAAUAUAAUCAAACACAGACAGAACAAGAGCUGUCCACGGUUCGAGAAUCCAGAUCCCGUCCUUAUCCCGGUCGGAUACAAAACCCGGAUCAGUUUUGAGGGCAUCAAUCUGGACCCGUACAAGGGCCGUGAUUUCACCAUCGGAACAGAGCUGAUGAAGUUUGAGGAAGAUGUCAAGACAGAGCCGGUUCCCUUCUACUCUUUCAGCGGUUAUGUGUUUUCCUUUGACAAAGCUCACGAGACUAGCGUGCUGUUCCACGUAAGAGACAAAAAGACGGGAAAGAAGAUCGACAGCAGUCUUAGCGUCACUCUGUACAACUGCUCGCUGGGACGUGAAGACUGCAGCCUGUGUAAGAACGCCGACCCUAAAUACCAGUGUGUGUGGUGCACGCAGACCAGCUCGUGUGUGUAUGAGCUGCUCUGUGCCUCGAGAGAGCCGGACGAGUGUCCCGACCCCCAGAUCACUGAUAUCACGCCGAGAUUCGGGCCGCUGAAAGGAGGAAUAGCUGUCACUAUUAAGGGCUCAAACCUGGGCAUUCAGAAGGAUGACAUUAAGAACAUCACAGUGGCUGGAGUGCCGUGCAAACAUCUGCAGGAACGAUACUCCGUCUCCACCAGUGUGGCGUGUGAAAUCGGCCCGGCCAAAAUCGACAAAACCGGAGAGGUGGAAAUCAGUGUGGGCAGAGGAAAGAAAGGCAUAUCCACACAAGCGGUCCUCUUCACCUACAGGGAUCCUGUAGCACAGAGCGUGUCUCCUGAACGAGGUCCUAAAGCAGGAGGAACCAUCCUCACUAUCGCUGGGAUGAACCUGAACACCGCUUCAAAACAAGACCUUCAUGUCAUGGUGGGCGAUGUGCCCUGCCGAGUUGAGAGCUUUGGAGAGCAGAUCACCUGUAAACUGUCGGAGUAUCUGGGCGAUACGGUUCCGUCGCCUCACCUCACCAUCAGAGUCCAAUACGGCAAACACACCACAACCACUAUCAGCACGGCCUUUCAGUUCUCCAGCAACCCCUCUGUGUCCGACCAUCAACCCAGGAGCAGCUUCAUCUGUGGUGGCAGAGCAAUCCUGGUGGUGGGUUCUGGGUUUGACCUGGUCCAGAAGGCUUCUAUCAGGGUGGUGGCGUCGGCUGGAGAAUGGUCCAGACAGACCAUCCCAGAAGAGUUUGUAGAGAAGUGCACAUUCAAAAACGACACCUUGAUCACGUUUGUGUCACCUGCGGUCAAUGAGUCUCAGUUCUUCAGGACGUAUGUGCAGCUCGAUAACCUCCAGACCGAGCUGACACCGUUUGAGUAUCACCCCAACCCUACGUUUGAUCCCCUCAGCAAGACCGUUAUCACUGAGAACAGCAUGAUCAUUGUGAAUGGUCGUGGUUUUUCUAAAGCGAUGACGGCGAAAGAAGCGCAGGCGUUUGUGGGAGACAAAGAGUGUAACGUAAACACGUUACAGGAUGAAAAAUUAUUCCUGGACCCGCCGUCGAAAGUACCCAGUGCUCGAUCCAAGAGACAGAGGAGAGACACCGGCUCUGACCCGCUGGACCUGGUGAUUAAGUUUGGGAAUGGCGAGUGGUUGGUCGGCUCAGUCCGGUACGAGAGGAAGUACAGUCUCCCGCUGCCCAUCAUCAUCCCGGCGGUGCUCGUUCCCAUGCUGCUGAUUAUCGUCAUCUCCGUCCUCUGCUACAGGAGGAAGAGCCAGCAGGCAGAGCGUGAGUACGAGAAAGUGAAGCAUCAGCUGGAGAAUCUGGAGGAGAGUGUUCGUGACCGCUGCAAAAAAGAGUUCACAGAUCUGAUGAUUGAAAUGGAGGACCACGGCAAUGACAUCAGCGAGGGCCGGAUCCCCUUCCUGGACUACAAGACCUACACCGACCGCGUCUUCUUCCUGCCCUCGAAGGAUGGCGCCAACGACGUCAUGAUCACCGGCAAACUGGAUAUCCCAGAAUCCCGCAGGGCUACGGUCACCCAGGCACUGAACCAGUUCUCCAACCUCCUCAACAGCAAAACUUUCCUCAUCAAUUUUAUCAGAACGCUGGAGGGCCGUCCGGAUUUUAAUGCCAGGGCCAAAGUGUAUUUCGCGUCUCUGCUGACCGUAGCGCUUCACGGGAAACUGGAGUAUUACACAGACAUCAUGAGGACGCUUCUGCUGGGGCUCAUGGAGGACUACGUUCACAGCAAGAACCCUAAACUGCUGCUCCGCAGGUCUGAAACGGUGGUGGAAAGGAUGCUGAGUAACUGGAUGUCCAUCUGUCUCUAUCAGUACCUGAAGGACAGCGCUGGAGAGCCGCUCUACAAACUCUUCAGGGCCAUCAAGCACCAGAUUGAGAAGGGGCCUGUGGACGCACAGGUCAAGAAAGCCAAAUACACGCUGAACGACACCGGCCUUCUGGGAGAUGACGUGGAGUACAUUGUGCUGACGCUGCAGGUGCUGGUUCAGGGCGAGGGGCCGGACAUCACCCCCGUGAAGGUGCUGAACUGUGACACCAUCUCUCAGGUGAAGGAGAAGAUCAUCGAGCAGGUGUACAAAAACCUGCCGUACUCUCAGAGACCCAAAGUAGACAGCGUCACCCUCGAAUGGCGGCCCGGCUCCACGGGACAGAUCCUGUCAGAUCUAGACGUGUCGUCACAGAAGGAGGGCAGGUGGAGGCGCAUCAAUACGUUGGCCCAUUAUAACGUACGUGAUAAUGCGACGGUGGUCCUCUCCAGAGUUCAGCACACACAUCAGUCCUACGAGCAAAAUCAUGAUAACCAUGAAGAGAGAAACGCCCUGCUGGAGGAUGAUAAAGUGUUUCAUCUGGUGCGACCGGCCGAUGAGCUGGACGAGAUGAAAUCUAAGAGAGGCAGCAUAAAGGACAAAUCCAUGACCAAAGCCAUCACUGAGAUCUAUCUGACCCGACUGCUCUCCGUCAAGGGAACGCUGCAGCAGUUCGUGGAUGAUUUCUUUCGCAGUGUGCUCUGUUCUGGCACCACCGUCCCGCCAGCAGUUAAAUACUUUUUCGACUUCCUGGAUGAGCAAGCCCUCAGACACGAGAACGUAGACGAGGAAACCAUACACAUCUGGAAGACCAACAGUUUGCCAUUACGUUUCUGGGUGAACAUACUGAAGAACCCUCACUUCAUUUUUGACGUGCAUGUGAGCGAGGUCGUGGACGCAUCUCUGUCCGUCAUCGCUCAGACCUUCAUGGACGCCUGCACAAAAACUGAGCACAAACUCAGUCGUGAUUCUCCCAGCAACAAAUUACUGUAUGCAAAGGAGAUCUCCACCUACAAAAGGAUGGUAGACGAGUACUAUAAAGGAAUCCGGCAGAUGGUGUCAGUCAGUGACCAGGAAAUGAACACACAUCUGGCUGAAGUGUCAAGGGAACACACAGAUAAACUGAACACACAAGUGGCUCUUCAUCAGCUCUACCGGUACGCCAGCAAAUACUACGAUGGGAUCAUCAAGUCUCUGGAUGAAGAUCCUGCCGCUCAGAGUAAACAGUUAACACUGAGACUGCAGCAGAUCGCCGCAGCGCUGGAGAACAAAGUGACCGACCUCUAACCCUGCCAGAGAGAACGAUGAGCCUACACUCUGUCUGUAUUUAGCUCAUCACUAUAAUCAGAUGUUCAAUUUCUUCCUGUGUAGAGACAAAGGUUUUAAGAAUCGUAUUCUAUAUUUUUUUUAAUGUGCGGUCUUUAUUCAGAAAGCUUUAUAAGAGGAAAAUAACUUUUUAAAUAGAUGGCCUUGUGUCAGUUUUUUUUUAAAGCUUCUGUUUGUGUGUGUGCGAUUGUGUGUAUGUGUGUGUAAAAGGAUGCCUAUAUUUUGACCAAAAGGGAGCUGCCCAUGUCCCUGCAGUGUGUGUGAGCCGGGGGUGUGCCUACGGUGAGGUCACAUCUGGUCUCGUCCAAUCAAAAGCAACUGAAGGUGACAGCAGGAAUUGCGUGGGAUGUGUUCGUAACAGCAUACUAGCAUACUACCAAUACUGUUUCUGCAGUAUGUACUGUAUGUGUAGGGUGUGCAAAUGUUCUUUAACUGUAACAUUUGCCAAAACAUACAGUCAGAUUUACCGCUGUUAUUCGGUGUGUUUUUCCAUUGACACAUCCAUGCUGAAAUUUCGCAAAUGAGACCACACGUUCAAAUUAGAGUACACUGCACUAGGUACUAUAUCCCACAAUGCAAUGCACUCAUCUUGGCCUUUGAUUUCUAGCGUGAUCUAAUAUCAUCUAUCAUUAUUAACAGCUCCUUUUAAACUCAUUAUUUGAGUAAAAAUUGGGACAUUUCUACACAAAAUAGUGUAUGUUAUUCCAAACGUAUCAAAUGGCCUUCCAUUUCAUAACCACUUAUUUCAGUUCAACCUUAUGAACUCACUAGUAGAUCCACAGAAAAUCAAAACAGGCAAUAAUAAAGAAAAAAUAAGUUUGUCAUGAGGCAUUUCUUUUUUUAGCGCAUGAGUACCUGUGAAAAGUCUUUUUUUCAGAAAAUCGUUUUAUUUUGAAAGCUUCACUACUGACUGAAUUUAUUAAGUAAAGCACAAAUUGAUGAUGUACAGGACAGAUUUUUGGCUGUUCCUGAUAGAAAUGUGUUUCUUUCUGAGACAGGCUCUGUGCAAGAUUGUAAAUGCUCUGCUUGCAUAGACUGUGUUUCUGGCAUAAGAUGGUUGAGCAAAGCUGAGAGGAUUGACUGAAAACUUCUCGUCUGACUCUUUGCAGCUCUGUUGGAAAGGUUUUAGAUGUGCGAUCUGGAUCGUUAAUGGCUUUAUUUUGGCAGGGAGGAUAAUGACACAUUCAUUUGUUUUGUUAUUCGCCACUAAACAAGAUGGUACUAUAGCACUCAGCCAAAAUUCUGCUCCUAGAGACGCUUUUAUCUUUGGACAAAACCUUUUUUACAGCUAUGUGACAUUUGCAAUUGAUGAGUGUCUUAAAGACGUCAAAAAAAGGCUUGGAGCUUUUUGUUUUGUUACUGGCUGAAAAAAAAAAUCGAAUUGCUACUGCGAAUCGGAGCAGGUUUGUAUAAUUUAGAGGAAAGGGACAGU
Messenger RNA from Carassius carassius (crucian carp), 7588 nucleotides. It is a transcript of the gene plxnb2b, whose product is annotated as plexin b2b. The transcript is spliced from 39 exons. NCBI's taxonomy places the organism in Eukaryota, Metazoa, Chordata, Actinopteri, Cypriniformes, Cyprinidae. Gene Ontology annotation, molecular function: semaphorin receptor activity; protein binding. Gene Ontology annotation, cellular component: semaphorin receptor complex. The record is from RefSeq and is a predicted model, not a curated record. The coding region runs from base 574 to 6117 and encodes 1847 amino acids. Gene Ontology annotation, biological process: semaphorin-plexin signaling pathway involved in axon guidance; regulation of GTPase activity; regulation of cell migration.